This is a messenger RNA of Metopolophium dirhodum (rose-grain aphid), 6196 nucleotides long. RefSeq names its product ribonuclease 3 (gene drosha). The record is from RefSeq and is a predicted model, not a curated record. Lineage: Eukaryota; Metazoa; Arthropoda; Insecta; Hemiptera; Aphididae. Gene Ontology annotation, molecular function: double-stranded RNA binding; ribonuclease III activity. Gene Ontology annotation, biological process: pre-miRNA processing; rRNA processing; primary miRNA processing. Bases 865 to 4692 code for a protein of 1275 amino acids. The transcript has 2 exons. Gene Ontology annotation, cellular component: nucleus.
UAGGACGUAUUCAAUUUUUAAACCUCGUAUUAUAAUAUUCAAUUAUGACUUUAACAAAAGUCAUAAAUAUUAUUCUGAAAUGACCCAGAGGGCAGAGAGUAAUGAGUGUAAUGACUAAUGAUCGGAUUUUAAAAUUGUUUUUAGAAAACAAAAUCAAAUUACCAUCGAAUAGUAAAUAGGUCCUUAUAGAGAUAUCAAUUUUAUUAUUAUUAAAUAUUAAUAAUCGUAAUAAUCUAACUAAUGCGAUAACACAGCCCGUGUACAAUAAUAAUGCGCUGUUGUGUUGAAUCACACUGUACAAUCGUAUGUUAGAAGCGAGAUCAAGAUCAGAUUGUAACGAUUUGGUAUACAUUUUCAUUUUUUGUAUUAAUCUAUGGUACCACAAAAUAUUAUCAAAUAUUAAUGUAUCGAGGCCCGCGGCUGGGUACGUCCUGACCUCCGGAAAUACAAUUAACGUAAUUUGUUUAUUUAUGCAUUAAUUAUCUUUAUAUUAAUUUAUUGCUGCUAUCGAGUAUUCGAGUGCACCUGCCUCUAGCUGCUGGUGGAAGCUCGCAUCUGAAUAUCUGAUAUCAUCACUCGGUGUGGCGAUUAACCGAUUUACGAACUCAUGUUUAGCAAGUACAAUUACUAUUGUCAUUGUCAUUUCUCGACAUUUGAUUUCAACAUUAAUAUUGUUCGUCAAUAAGUUUUUGUCAUUGAGAAUUGUCUACAACCUACGGGAUGGAUUCAAUUACGUUUCUAAUGUACAGAUUACACCAAUAUCGGAAGAAGAUGGCGAGUGCUCAAUUGUUAUAAAGGACUGCGGUAAAUUAUUAGUAUACUUUGCAUAGAAUUACACCAUCAUCAUAUAAUCAUCUUAUAACAAUGGAGGGUUCGUAUCAGCCUUCAUUUGAUUACCAACAAAACCAAGCAAUGGCUUACACUCAAAGUCUCUAUAAUAAUAAUGGAUAUAAUAUGCAGCAAGUAAAAAACAUCGAUACAAACAAUUACUAUAAUAGCACACAUGUAACUACUUCAUUUCCUUAUAGCAAUGUUAAUGAACAUUUCAAUAUGGGAUACAAUGUGAUGCCUACAAAUAUGCCGUAUGUUAAUGGAUCUUUGAUUCCAUCAACAAGCUCCUUAACUACAAAUUAUAGCAAUGGUAAUUAUGUACCUUCAAUAUUGUACUCAUAUAGUAACAUACCUCAACCUCAACAACCACAGAUAACUGGAUAUUUCAAUAACGAAUCAUUACCCGGGGUAACAAAAAAAACAUUUACUAAUGGAUAUAUACAAUCUUCAUCAAAUAUCUUGAACUAUAAUGAUAAAUAUACAUCUAACAUGCCCUUACAUGUUAACCAACCUGACACUUAUAAAUCAGCAGUAAAUAACGAACAAUAUCCAUGUAUCCAAGCAUGUAAUGAUGAAAAAGAAACAAAAAAAAAAGAUGAAUGGUUUGAUUUAACAUCUAAGUUUUUGAAUAAUGGUGUAAAAAAUACUAGUAGAAAACAUUCAUCAACAUCAAACCAUACUCAAAGUGUAUCAAAACGUUCUCACCGUUCUUCAUCUCCAAAAUCUCGUAAUAUUAGUAAAGAUAGAAAUUUUAGAGGUAUGAAAACAAAUGAAGAAAUGUCAAGUGAAAUGUCUGAAAUGAAAAAAUUAUCUAAUAUGUCCAUUCAACAAAUAAUUGACUAUGAAAAGAAAAAGUGGAGCAGAUCAGCACCAUCAGAUGUUUAUUAUAAGAAACCUGAUCACAAUUCAGAAGUUACAUUUGGAAAUAAGAUCGCACUAGAUAUAUGUGAUGAAUUUGAAAACACCUUAGGAAAACGUGUUUCUAAAAUGAAUGAAAAUAAACCAGUUCUUUGUAAACCUCGUAAGGUUAAUGUUAAUGUUCGUAAACAUGUAUGUUCAGGUAAUGGUUCUAGUACAUCUGAUGAGGAUGAAGAUGAUGAAAAAGAAAAUUCCACACUUAAAGAGCUGGAUAGAAAAUGUUCACAUCCAGACAGACUUCACUCGGAAUUAUGGUAUAAUGAGUUUGGAGAAAUGAAUGAUGGUCCAAUGUGUAAAUGUAGUGUUAAAUCACAGAGAUCUGGUAUACGGCAUAAUAUAUAUGUUGGAGAAGGUCCCUUUGAACCUUGUUUACCAGAUUCAAAUAAUAGUGACAAGUUAUUUCAUUAUAGAAUUACUAUAACUCCGCCAACAAAUUUUUUACUGAAGUGUCCUACAGUUAUUGAAUGUAACGAAAAUAAAUAUACUUUUGAAGGUUUCUCAUUACUAUCACACUAUCCUAUUCCAAUUUUACCUACAUGUAAAGUUAUUCGUUUCAACACUAAUUAUGCAAUAUUAUAUGUUGAAGAAAAGAUUCCAGAUAACUUUAUAGUGAAGGAGUUGCAAUUAUUUUAUGAUUAUUUGUUUAAAGACAUUUUGGAAUUGGUUGAUUUAGACUUGCAUGGUGUAGGUAAUAAAAAUGGAUGUCCUCAAUUUCAUUUCAUGCCUCGCUUUGUAAAAGAUUUGUCUGAUAACGGCAAAGAAGUGCUUUCUAUGAAUGAAGUUCUCAAAUAUCUUUUAAAGAGCAACAAAUCACUUUUUGAAGAGAGCUCUUUGUCUGAUUUAAAAAAUAUGCCUAUGAAUGAAUGGCAAAAUAUAGUAGACGAAUAUAAAGGCAUGAUAGUUACAAACCCUGGAACUAAACCUUAUUCAAUACGUGUUGAUCAGCUAGAUAGAGAUACUGUAAAUGAAGCUACUGAAAAAAAAGUAAACAAUGGCUAUCCAGUUUUAGUACAUUUUGGUAUUCGACCACCUCAACUUAGUUAUGCUGGUAAUCCAGAUUAUCAAAAGGGCUGGCGUGAUUAUGUAAAAUUUAGACAUCUUCUAGCAAAUAUGCCCAAACCAUCAUUUGAAGAUAAAAGAAAACUGGAAAUCAAAGAAAGAGCUUUACAAGAAAUGAGAUCCCAUAAUAAAAUGAAACGUGGAGUGACUGCUGCAGUUUCUAGUAAAGGAUUUUUUAAAACUGGACUCAUGUGUGAUAUUGUUCAGCAUGCCAUGCUUUUACCAGUACUUGUAUGCCAUUUUAGAUUCCACAAAUCUUUAGAAUACUUAGAAGAUACUAUAGAAUAUAAAUUUAAGAACAAAUAUUUACUUCAGCUGGCACUAACUCAUCCUUCAUACAGAGAAAAUUUUGGUACUAAUCCUGAUCAUGCAAGAAAUACUCUUACCAAUUGUGGUAUAAGACAACCUGAGUAUGGAGAUAGGCGUAUUCAUUAUAUGAACACAAGAAAAAGAGGUAUAAAUACAUUAAUUAAUAUAAUGUCACGGUUUGGUAAGAAAUCAGAAAUGGAAUCAAAUAUAAUGCACAAUGAGCGUUUAGAAUUUUUGGGAGAUGCUGUUGUUGAAUUUGUGUCAUCUAUUCAUUUAUUUAAUAUGUUUCCAGACAUUGAAGAAGGAGGAUUAGCCACAUUUCGAGCGGCUAUUGUUCAAAAUCAACAUCUGGCUGUUUUGGCAAAGACUUUAAAGCUAGAUGAUUUUAUGCUAUAUGCUCAUGGCUCAGAUUUAUGUCAUGAUUCUGAGCUCAAGCAUGCAAUGGCUAAUUGUUUUGAAGCUUUGAUGGGUGCAUUGUUUUUAGAUGGAGGUAUUGAUGUAGCUGAUCGUGUGUUUGGCAAAACAUUUUAUAGGAAUUCACCAGAAUAUCUCGAUAUUUGGGUUAACUACCCCAAACAUCCUUUACAACAACAAGAACCUGAAGGCGAUCGUAAAUGGAUUAAAAAAUUACCAUUACUUCAAAAACUAACAAACUUUGAAGACUCUAUAGGUAUAAAAUUUACCCAUAUAAGAUUAUUAGCCAGAGCAUUUACUGACAGAAGUGUGGGUUUCACAAAUUUAACACUAGGUUCAAAUCAACGACUUGAGUUUUUGGGGGAUACUGUUCUGCAAUUAAUAGCUUCAGACUAUUUGUACAAAUUUUUUCCAGAACAUCACGAAGGUCACCUAUCUCUCCUUCGUAGUUCUUUGGUAAACAAUCGAACUCAAUCUGUAGUAUGUGACGAUUUAGGUAUGGUUAGUUAUGCACUUUAUGCAAAUCCAAAAGCCGAAUUAAAAACAAAAGAUAGAGCUGAUUUGUUAGAAGCAUUUCUUGGAGCUUUAUAUAUUGACAAAGGACUUACAUUCUGUCAAGCAUUCUGUAAUGUAUGUUUCUUUCCUCGUUUACAUGAUUUCAUUCUGAAACAAGACUGGAAUGAUCCAAAAUCUAAACUACAACAGUGUUGUUUAACAUUACGAUCAGUAGACGGUGGGGAACCAGAUAUACCAGUAUAUAAAGUGAUAGAAUGUAUGGGACCAACCAAUGGUCGAAAAUAUACAGUAGCUGUCUACUUUAAAAGUGUGAGGUUAUCACAGGCAACUGGCCAUAGUAUACAACGAGCUGAAAUGAAUGCUGCCAAUAGUGCGUUAGAAGUAUCUAAAGAUCUUUUUCCACAGUUGGAUCACCAAAGACGUGCUAUAUCAAGAAGCUUACGUCAUCAGUGUUCAGAUGGUCAAGCAAACAUUGAUGACAUAAUUAAGUUAUUGGAAUCUAAUUCACCUAAAAAUGAAUCGAACAUGAGUGAUUUGGAUUUGGCUAAAAGAAAACUCCAUAGAAAACUUUUAGCGGUAUUGUGUACUAAUAAAAAUUCUAUAGAUAAUUAUUCAGAACCAGAUAAAAAAAAGAAAAAGAAAUAAGACAAUUAGGUAUUAUUAUUUAUCAAAUAUUUUUAUGCCUAAACGUGAAGGGAUGAUUAUUUCUCAAAUUAAUUUAAAUUGAUAAUAAAACUUUACUGUAUUGGCAAGUGAAUUAUUAAAGGCUGUACAUUUAUUUUACAUUAAUAUGAUUAACUUUCUGUUAGUAUUUGGUGUAACAGAAUUAUCUUUUUUAAAUUUUAUUCAAUUGUUGAAUACAUUUAGCUUUACUAUAGUCCAACCGGAUUAUUUUUAUGUCAAUGAACUUCAUUAAUUUUACAAGAAUAGUUUAUUAUUAAAUGAAUGAACUAGAUAUUAUGAUAAUAGGUGCAAGUUUUUAAAUGUGCCUUCUGUACUGAUAAUAGACUGAAUUAAAAUUAUUACCACAGUGCUAAUAGUAAAAAUAAUUUAAUUAAGGUAUAUAAUACAAUUUACACAAUUGCUAUUAUUUAAGCUCUACAUUAUUAAAUAAAUAUAAUGUUUGAUAUUAUGAUUUUAUUUAAUAAGUGCGUCAAGGGUAAAUAAUAGUUUUUUUAAAUUUUUAAGUUGUAAAAAAAUUUAUAUUUAGAACCAUUGUAACAAUAAAUAAAUCAAAACUUUCAUAAUUCAACAUAAUACUAAUAUAGUAAUAUCAUUCAAAUUAAUACAAGUUGUGGACUAUAGCGUUUUUAUGUAUUAUCUAUAUGGCUAAUAGAAAAUAAUACUGCACUUUGUAUUUGUGUAAUUUUUACUUUGUUUCCUACAUACUUGUUAUAAUUAUUAUUUUUCUAGCCUUAGUUUUAUUUUAUAUUUUAUAUGAUUGACUGAAAUAAUAUUUGGAUAUUUUUGUGUUAGUACUUUUUUUAUGUAUUCAAUAUAAUAAUAAUUUUUUUACUAAUACUUAUUAAUAUUUAACUGUUUACAUUUUUCUUUAUUAUUCACUAUAGCCUAUAGGUGUAUAUAAGACAAAUUGAAAAUAUGUACCAAUAAAAUUGUUUUUUCUUGUUUUUUUACCUACCUUUAAUAAUAAUACAAAAUUUAUGUAUAUAAAUAAGUUUUAUUUUGUAAAAAUUAAAACAAUUAAACUUAUAUCCGUGUAUUUUGAAAUUAUUAUUAUUAUUAUUCCACUAGACUUAUAAAUAAAACAAUUUACUUUAUGCCAUAAUGUUCACCAUAUUUAUUUUGUAUUUUUUCAUAAUCAUGUUAUAAAUUGUAAUGCCUUAUACCAUGUAUCCUCAAACACCAGUACUAUGUAAUAUUUAUUAUAUUAUAUAUUUUGUUUAAAAGGUAAAAAAAUAAAAUAUUGUAUUUGUACAAUUCAAAAUAUACAGUAAAAAUGUUUUUAGGAAUUUUUAUUUUGUGGAGCUGCUGGAUGUGAGGGUAGCUGUUUUCACAUAAUUCCCCUUUAUAUGAGCUUAGUAUUUGCAGAUUGCAUUUUUGAAUGAUUGAAGAGUUACUUGCCAGUGACUUGUUUUUAGUUGCUCUUAUUCAUUAUUGAUUUGUUCAUUAAAUCAAUCAUAAGUAUUGA